CCAUGGCGUCAGGCGCCGCAGCACCGGGGAGGUGGUUCCCACUUUAAAGAAGUGAAGUUUUUCGCCCCCUCCCCCUCCCCGCCCGCCUCCUGCAGCCUCCCGCGCCCCGCGGAGCCGGCGGAUGGAGCUACGCUGCGGCGGCGUAGGGAGCCAGGCUGGGGGGCGCAGGAUGGAUGGGGACAGCCGAGAUGGCGGCGGCGGCUGCAAGGACGCCGGGUCGGAGGACUACGAGAACCUGCCGACCAGCGCCUCCUUAUCCACCCACAUGACAGCCGGAGCGAUGGCCGGGAUCCUGGAGCACUCGGUCAUGUACCCGGUAGACUCAGUGAAGACACGAAUGCAGAGUUUGAAUCCAGAUCCCAAAGCCCAUUACACAAGUGUCUACGGAGCUCUCAAGAAAAUCAUACGGACUGAAGGCUUCUGGAGGCCCUUGCGAGGCCUCAACGUGAUGAUGAUGGGUGCGGGGCCCGCCCACGCCAUGUAUUUUGCCUGCUACGAAAACAUGAAAAGGACUUUAAAUGCCGUUUUCCACCAUCAAGGGAACAGCCACCUAGCCAACGGGAUAGCUGGGAGUAUGGCCACCCUGCUCCACGAUGCGGUAAUGAAUCCAGCAGAAGUCGUGAAGCAGCGCUUGCAGAUGUACAACUCGCCGCACCGGUCGGCCCUCAGCUGCAUCCGGACAGUCUGGGGGACGGAGGGCGUGGGGGCCUUCUACCGGAGUUACACCACGCAGCUGACCAUGAACAUUCCCUUCCAGUCCAUCCACUUCAUCACCUACGAGUUCCUGCAGGAGCAGAUCAACCCUUACCGGGACUACAACCCCCAGUCCCACAUCAUCUCAGGCGGGCUGGCCGGGGCCCUCGCCGCCGCCGCCACCACCCCGCUGGACGUCUGCAAGACCCUCCUCAACACUCAGGAGAACAUGGCCCUCAACCUGGCCAACAUCAGCGGCCGGCUGUCGGGCAUGGCCAACGCCUUCCGGACGGUCUACCAGCUCAACGGCCUGCCUGGCUACUUCAAGGGCGUGCAGGCUCGUGUCAUCUACCAGAUGCCCUCCACGGCCAUCUCCUGGUCCGUCUACGAGUUCUUCAAGUACUUCCUCACCAAGCACAAGCUGGAGAAUCGAACUCUAUACUAAAGGAAUGGGGCCGUGGCAAGUGAUUCCAGAAUCUUCUAUUGGGCAAAGGCUCCCCCUGCCUGCUUCCAUUCCCUUGCCCUCACACCAAGAUUUCUUUCGGCAGGGUGUUGGCAGGGUGGGGCUUCUGCUCCCUGAUGCCUUAGAGAGAGGAGGGGAUGGGACAGCCGCUGACCCGCCGGCCGUCCGCAGGGACAUCCCAGCUGGCGGAAGGAGGGGAAAGACUUGGGAAGCGGAGGGAGAAGUUGCUUUUUCUCUCCCUCCCCCGAGAGUGAUGCAGCUUUUCUGCUUCACUGUAGCAUCUCCUCCCCUGAAAUCAUAGAUCACACAGGAGGGAAGAAAAUGUGCAGUGACUGAAAACAUUAAAGAGGAAAACAAAAAUGAUGUAUAUAAAAGUUCCAGUACACAGUAUCAAAUAGAUGGAUAAUGUUUAUCCUUUAUUUUUCUAUGGAGACAUUUUUGGGUUUCUGUGUGUGCCUGUGUGUGUGUACAGACAAGUGUUAGAACUGGGACUAGAGCUGGGGUUUUUUUUGUUUGUUUUUUGUUUUUUUAAACAGAGGGCUGAAUUCUUCCAUCGGGUUAAGCAAAAAAGGCACCAAAGUCAUAAACUGCUCCACGUGGCCUAAAACUGUUGAGCCCCUCAGAUGGAAGUUCCACUUGAAUGUAAAAUAAUAAAUACAAGGUUUAUAUUUUGAAUUUCUCUUUUCGUGGGGGAAAAGGUACGUUGAAAAAAAAAAAAGUCAAAAUAAUGAUAUAUUACUUCUAACUGCUUUUGUUUUUCCUUUUAUUCAGUCAGUUGCCUUCAUGUGCUUUCUCCCUUUGUCUUUCCUAGAAAUUCCAGGACCAAAGAUCUGGCCCUGGGGCUUUUCCUCUUGCUGUGUGCACCCCUCCCCCACCCGACUGGCUGGCAGCAUGGCCCACACUGGGAGGACAGUGGGCCCCAGUGGAAUUAGGGUGGCGGGCCUUGGACUUACUGAGACCUUUUCCUUCCCUUGUGAGUGACGUGAAUGUAUGUCUCGCGGGGCCAGCACUUAGAAGCCCUUGAAAUGCCAGCAUUUAGCUACUUACGGGGCAGCAAGCGAGAAAAGUCCUACCUUGAUCCUCCGGCUUUAAUGCUCCACCAACCUUUUACUCAGGCACUUCGGAUAUUCUUGUCUGUGUGGGUUUUGACGAAAUCUCUCGAUCUGUCUUAUGUUUCCCUGUGCAGCUUUAGCGCUUUUAAAAACCACAGCAAGUGUGUCUAUGGCGUUUGCCUGCCCCCCUGCCCGCCACGAGUUUCCCCGUCAGGCCGGGCCCCCCAAGUCCAGCUACUGAAGGCAUCUGGGCCCUGGUGUCCAGUCAGGGUGCCUCUGAGCCAUCUCCAUCCUUGCUCAGUCCGUGCCCUCUGAGACCACGAACUGCCUUGUUUUCUGAAAUGGUGCAUCUGAGCCAGAUGAUCACUAAGAGCAAACGCAAGCCUGUUUCCUCUGGCCACACCCUUCCGUGGGCUGCCAGGCCUCUCUCCAAGGGAAGACCCCUGGCUUCAGUUUCCUUUCCGAUCCUGUCUUUCAGAAUGAGCAGGAAGCAUGUGUGUGUGGGUUUCCAUUCUCCCUGGCUUGGUCCUGACCUUCGCCCUUCACCCUUCUCCCUUCACCCUUGGCCUUAGGCAGGGUCAGUGUCAUGCAUUCUCAUCAGACUCAGACCCAGGCUCCUCUGGAUGCCAUGACUCCUGGGAAGAGCUCAGGUGGCGCUGGGACAGCCGGCCUCCUGGGAUCUUGUGCCUCCGGGGGUAGUUUUCAGGUCUGGGGCAGGAGUGAGCCACGUCAGGCAGCUCCCGCACGUGCCUGCUGUGCGGGGUCUUCUGGGCUGAGGGGCCUGGCUGCUGACCUGUCCCCCUCAGAGUCAGCCCACCCCCGCCCCCAGUGGAAAUCAGUUGCAGCAAGCUCCUGUCCCACUCAGGGAUGCAGAACACCCAGGGAUGCCAGGCUGCUGCAGGAACUGUUUACAUCUCUCUAAACAUGCCUCCCCGCCGCCCUUAGAGUUAUGUUCUGCAAACGGAAGAAAAACUAGAUCAAAUUCUAAGAUAAUUACCACCCACCCCUUUCCGUCCACUUAAGAGACGCCGCACUGCUGCAGAAUAUUCCUUAUUUCUGAUGGGAUUUUGUUUCCAGUGGUAUUCUGGGAAAGCUCCUUUGGGUAGGGAGAUGUGAAGAUAGGCGGCGUCUCAGGAUUUCAGAGUCUGUGGGCUCAGAGUCCGGGGGUCUGAUCCUGGCUUUCCUUUCACAGUGCACAGGGAUGGGCUGGGAAGUGGGGCUGAUGCCACCUGUCCUGCCUUCCCCGCUGGGUCUUCCUGAGGCUGAAUGAGCGAUGUAUCUGCAAAAGCUUUGAAAGUUGUGAAGCACUAGACAAAUGUAAGUGGUCAUUAAUUUCAUAGGAAUUAGCCACCUCCCUGCCUCGCCCUGAGCUCCAAAGCUUGUGUGACUGCCCCAUGCGGACUGCAGCCCCGUUGUUGCUUGUGACUUCGACUUUGCAAAGAGCUAAAUAGGAACGUGUUCUCCCCACACCCUGCCCCUGGUGAUGUCUUGGUCAUUAGUGUCUUUGGCCUUUGGGGUGACGUCUGCCACCAGGCAAUGCUACUUGAGUUCAAUACUCAUCGUGUGUGUGACUCUUCUGCUCAGACCAUGAUUAGAGAUCCAACCACUUGAUCUGAACUUUACUUUUAUUUUUGAAUUAAAAAAUUGAUUUUUUUUCAAAAGGGGUAAAUCUUCAACCCGUGACUAUUUUUUCUUCACUUUGGAUUCAGUCUAUUUCCUGGCUUACAUCCUUUUGUGUGGGUUCUUUCUCUUUUUCUUUUUUUAAAAAUGCUGAUGUUUUAUUCCAAGUGCUGUCCUCCAAAGCCUCCUGAAGGCUGUAUCUGCCACACAUUGUUACGCCAAGAAGGUUUUAUUUAACUUUUUAUUUAAGGAAACUGAAGUAUACUGCUGCUGCCCACCUGCCGGGGCGAUGUGUGUGAUCCCGGCGAGCAAGUGUUUCUGAAACGCCUGUAGUAAAAAUCAUGCUUUCUGCCUCUGGAUUGUUGCCAGCUCUUUGAAGAAGGGGAGAAAUGUGUGUUUACCGUGGGGAUGUUUCCGAUAUGCUGCUACGGUUGUGACACUGGAGCUAGAGAAAAUAAAGCCUUGAUCUUUGAA
Messenger RNA from Camelus dromedarius (Arabian camel), 4302 nucleotides. RefSeq names its product solute carrier family 25 member 37 (gene SLC25A37). The record is from RefSeq and is a predicted model, not a curated record. The coding region runs from base 122 to 1138 and encodes 338 amino acids. The transcript is spliced from 4 exons. Gene Ontology annotation, cellular component: mitochondrial membrane. Gene Ontology annotation, molecular function: ferrous iron transmembrane transporter activity. Gene Ontology annotation, biological process: iron import into the mitochondrion. Lineage: Eukaryota; Metazoa; Chordata; Mammalia; Artiodactyla; Camelidae.